AUGGCGGUUACUCGAAACUCAGCUGCAGAUCCUUCAACUACAACUGCAGCACCUGGAAAUACACCUACUUCAGCUGGUACAAUUGAAAUUGACCACAAUCAUCCGCUGAAUUUGCAUCCAAACGACACUCCAGUACAUGAUCAGUGGGAGAGAGUUAAUGCUGUUGUUUUGUCAUGGAUUAUGAAUUCAAUACGAAAGGAUCUGUUGAGUAGUAUUAUCCAUGCCUCUGAUGCUCAUAAUGUGUGGAUAGAUUUAAAGGAAAGGUUUGAUAAGGUGAAUGGCUCUAGAGUAUUCUACUUGCAUAGAGAAAUUGUGACCCUCUCUCAGGGAACUCUGUCAGUUGCUGAUUAUUUUUCUCGAAUGAGAACUCUUUGGGAUGAAUUUGAUGCUUUUAUGCCUUCUCCUAGAUGUAGCUACCCUGAAUCUAGAAGUUAUGCCCAAAGAGUAUUACAGUUCCUAAUGGGUCUAAAUGAAACAUACUCCCAGUGUAGAAGCCAAAUCCUAUUAAUGACCCCUGUACCAUCCAUUAGCAAAGUGUACUCCAUGAUUGUGGAUCAUGAAAGUCAGAGAUCCAUAGCUUCUAGUUCCUCUGUGGGUCGUCUUAGUGAUACACUUGAUGCAGCAGCUCUCUUUAACUAUAAACUAGGUUACAAAGGCAAAGGUGGAUAUCUAGGUCCUGGUGAUUCAGGAGGUACAAGUUUAGUUAAGACUACAAGUAUCUAUGAGGGAAGACCACCAGCUUCCACCUAUAAAGGUGCUCCACAGAAAAAAACACCAGUGGUUUGUGAGUUCUGUGGUUAUAAUGGUCAUACUAAGGAUCAAUGUUUCAAGCCAAAUCGUAUUAAUGACCCCUGUACCAUCCAUUAG
Capsicum annuum is the source of this 867-nucleotide messenger RNA. RefSeq lists its product as uncharacterized. The record is from RefSeq and is a predicted model, not a curated record. Bases 1 to 867 code for a protein of 288 amino acids. The transcript has 2 exons. Lineage: Eukaryota; Viridiplantae; Streptophyta; Magnoliopsida; Solanales; Solanaceae.